This is a messenger RNA of Ceraceosorus bombacis, 1437 nucleotides long. Lineage: Eukaryota; Fungi; Basidiomycota; Exobasidiomycetes; Ceraceosorales; Ceraceosoraceae. The record is from the annotation of a GenBank genome assembly.
AUGUCGAUGGUUUAUGAUCCCGAAGCCAAGCAGAUCGAUCCGCGACCAGUUCCGCAGGUAGCUUCGAGCCAUGUGUUGGAUCUCUUCUCGUCAGUCACGCGCCCUCGAGGCCCAACGGGGCCAGCCGACUAGCCAAUCAUGUUUUCGCCAAGCUGACGCUCUUCCUUCUUCCACGUCAAGCAUGAAGGGCAAAGUAGUUGCUGUUAGCGGAGCAGCGGCAGGCAUUGGUUUCGCAGCUGCGGAAGCCAUGGCAGAGGCGGGAGCGGAUGUUGCGCUUUGGUACAAUAGCAACGACGCUGCCAUCAAAAAGGGAGAGGAGCUGGCAAAGAGGACAGGCGUCAAGGUCAAGGCGUACAAGGUUGGCGUCACUGAUCUGCAAGAGGUGCGCAAAGCGGUCGAGCAAGUCGUAGAGGAUUUUGGAAAGCUGGAUGUGGCGGUGAGUCUUGUAUGCGCGGGCGCACACAAGGGGUACUCUCUGCGCUGUCACCAUUACGCUUUUCCCCUGAAAAUGUUUGGACGCUCGUUUACUUUGCAGAUCGCGAAUGCUGGAGUAGGCAUAGCGGGCGGUAUUCUGGAGCAGACUCCAGAGCAGUUCCACAAGCAGGUGAGCGCGCGCGCGCGCAAACGUUCGCUUUGCUUCGAUCUGGUCAGCGUCCUGGCUCACGUGCUGCUCUUUCAAUCAUCAGACCAAUGUCAACUGUGAGUGCAAGUCGAAAAUGGCUGCAGUGUGGCACAAAGUCAAGGACGCCAGUGCACUGACCUUCCAUGGCGAUCAUCCAAGACUUUGGCGUUUACCACGUCGCCAAGGUGAGACGACGCAGUCCGCAGCUGGCCACCUUUUUGCUUUGCUGGUUCGCGCUGACUUCAAAGAGCUGCUGCUGCAAUGCAUCAGGCUGCCGGAGAGGUGUUUCAAAAGCAAGGCCACGGCAACCUGAUCAUCACCAGCUCCAUGUCGGCGCACAUUGUCAACGUGCCAGUCGACCAGGGCGCUUACAAUGCUUCCAAAGCCGCUUGCACAAUGCGUGAGUACGAGGAGCAGUGCCUUCUUCCAAGUCGAAUUUGAUGAGCGGCCUCUGAUGCUCGUAAUGAGGUUGCAUGGCGUUGCGUUCAUCUCGAAUAAAGUCGGAAAAUGCCUUGCUAGGGAAUGGGGAGCGUUCGCUCGAGUGAAUAUGGUCUCGCCAGGGUUCUUCCAAACGGAUAUGGGAGCCGGACCUCAAGUACUGCAAGAAGCUUACAGGAUGGCCGUACUGGGAAGACAAGGCGAUACGCGCGAGCUAAAGGGCAUCUACCUCUACUUGGCUUCCGACGCAUCCACUUACACUACCGGUUCGGACUUUAGUGGGUGCCACUUGUGUCAAGCCAGCGCGAGUUGCUGCCCGCAGGCUAACUUCGCAUCUUUAUGAUGCAGUUGUGGAUGGCGGCUACACCCUCUCAUAG